This is a messenger RNA of Physcomitrium patens, 2631 nucleotides long. RefSeq names its product glucose-6-phosphate 1-dehydrogenase, chloroplastic. NCBI's taxonomy places the organism in Eukaryota, Viridiplantae, Streptophyta, Bryopsida, Funariales, Funariaceae. The record is from RefSeq and is a predicted model, not a curated record. Gene Ontology annotation, biological process: glucose metabolic process. Gene Ontology annotation, molecular function: glucose-6-phosphate dehydrogenase activity; NADP binding.
GCGCUCAGUCGAUCGCUCAGCGUGCGAUUACAACUUCCGCUCUCGCACUCUCGAUUUCUACGUGUUAGCACCCUUCGUCUCCACGAGUGCUCUGCUUUGAGACCACUUUGGCUCUGUCUCGAUCAUCGCGCGCGGGGUAGUCGGCGUUUUCCAAUUUGCAACUUCAGCUGCGAGAUUCCUCUUUGAACGGUGUUUUGGUAGAAGUUUUCGGGUACAAUCCUCUUGGUUCUUGUGGUACGCUUAAAUUGUGUUCCAUCACGGUUUGUAGAGUUUGGUGCAGUGUCGUGGUUGCGUAUGUUUGCAACGUUUGCCAAUUGUCUUGCGAAUGGAAUGCUGCCUGUGAUUUAAUCUUGAACCGAGCUCCGUUUUCCUGCCACGGCUGGCACCAUGGCGGUGUCUGUAGCAUCCGUCUCCCUUCUCCCUCGUCAGAUUGGCCACGAUUGGCAUCAAUCUGUCUUUCCUCGUGUCUCAUCGUCACAUCGUCGUAGCGCGCGAUGCGAUAAAGUUGUUGACAGCUUGCACCUACGCUCAGUAAUCACUUCCUUGGGUUCAAAAAGGAAACGCAAGUACCGGAUUGUAACAGAAGCAGCGUCUAGUGAUCAUCAAGGGGCACAAGUCAGGACAGCCGAAGGAGUUUUUGCUAAUGGUCAAGCUCUGCCAACUGCUCAACCAAAUGAAAUAAUUGAGAAUGGAAACAAAGCCCGAGAGGAGCUUGAGUCUCCAGACGGUUACUAUCGAUGGAACAAGCCACAAGCGAGUCCCUUCUUGAGUAUAACAGUGCUUGGCGCUACUGGAGAGCUUGCCAGGAACAAAAUCUUUCCAGCUUUGUUUGCUCUCUACUACAGCGGAAACUUGUACAAGAACAUUGCCAUUUUUGGAUACUCGAGAAGUGAGCUUACGGAUGAAGAGUUUCGAGAUAUGCUUAGUGAGAGCGCGACCUGUCGAGUUGAUGAGGGUGAAAAAUGCGGGGAAGCUAUGGAGACAUUUUUGCAGAGUGUGUACUUCGAGACGGGUGGCUACUCCACUUGUGAUGGCAUGACAAAGCUGGACAGCCGGCUGAAGGAAAUAGAGGGAAUGGGGGAGGCCAAUCGCAUUUUCUACUUGUCGGUACCGAAUGAGAUUGUACCAGAUGUGAGCAGGUGCCUGAGCAGAGACGCACAAAGCAAAAGCGGCUGGACACGUCUUAUUGUAGAGAAACCAUUUGGCUCAGACUCCGAGUCGUCAGCGAAGUUGGCUGACAGUCUCUUGCAAUAUCUGGACGAAAGCCAAAUUUACAGGAUUGAUCAUCACCUUGGAAAGGAGCUCAUCGAAAACCUCACUGUUUUGCGUUUCUCCAACUUGGUUUUUGAACCUUUGUGGACUAGAACUUACAUUAAAAGUGUCCAGGUGAUGCUGGCUGAAGACUGGGGCAUGGAGGGGAGAGGAGGGUAUUUUGAUCAGCAUGGAAUUAUCCGUGACAUUGUACAGAGUCACUUGAUGCAAACAAUAGCACUCUUUGCCAUGGAGCCGCCUGUCAGCUUAGACGGUGAAGACAUCCGCAAUGAGAAGGUCAAGGUUCUACGAUCAAUGCGGACGCCAUCGCUGGAGGAUUUCUGUUUGGGUCAAUACAAAGCAAGCAUAUCUAAAGAUGGAAAAUCAAGAAUCUUUGGCUAUUUAGAAGAACCUGGGGUUUAUCCCAACAGCCUCACUCCUACAUUUGUAGCAGGAGUGCUGUACAUUGACAAUGCCCGUUGGGACGGGGUUCCCUUUCUUAUCAAAGCUGGCUAUGGACUCAUCAAGCACAAAGUGGAAAUCCGCAUCCAAUUUCAUCACGUUCCCGGAAAUCUCUAUCGAGAACAUAUUGGCCUAAAUAUGGAUAUGGCCAGCAACGAGCUGAUCAUCUCCGUGCAGCCAGAUGAGGCAAUUUUCCUUAAGAUCAACAACAAGGUGCCCGGAUUGGGCACGCAGCUGGACUCCUCCGAACUCAACCUCCUAUACAGAGAAAGGUAUGACUGCGAAUCGAUCCCAGACUCCUACGAGCGCCUCAUCCUGGACGUGAUUAAGGGUGACAACCAUCUCUUCAUCCGCAGUGACGAGCUGCAAGCCUCCUGGGACCUUCUCAUGCCCCUCCUGAAAGAUAUCGAGGAGCAGAAAGUAGCCCCGGAGAUGUAUACGUUCGGUGGUCGGGGUCCAGUUGGGUCAUAUUACCUCGGAGCUAAGCACGGCGUAAGAUGGGCAGAUGAAUAAUCUAAAUCAUACUCCGCAUGAUAGUUUGUCGAUAUCAUUUAUUCGUGUAAAUCCGCACUUAAUUAAAUGGUAGUUUCAACAGAGCUGUCCGUUAAACGUCGAGAAUGUGGAUAUGCUCUCAUGAUUGUUUGGUUGACUUUGUUACGUCGUGUUUAAGGAUCGGCAUUUCUUUGUAGGACUGAGUUUUGGACUGGCGUAGACUUCUCUAGGUGUUACUGACGUUUUGGAGGCUACAAGACUUUGACGUGGCCUCAUGCAGCUUGUCAAGCAGGCGUUGUUAUUACUCGCUCCUGGUUCACUCUUGCCAAGCGACCGCUUCAGGCAGUGCUGUUGUCGCAGGUUUGUACGAGGGAAAUGAGAUAAUAAAAACAUGAAAUGAAAAGAGCCGUUGUGGUCGCAUUUUAA